Messenger RNA from Pocillopora verrucosa, 3567 nucleotides. RefSeq names its product calcium-activated potassium channel subunit beta-3. Gene Ontology annotation, cellular component: voltage-gated potassium channel complex; membrane. Gene Ontology annotation, molecular function: calcium-activated potassium channel activity; potassium channel regulator activity. The record is from RefSeq and is a predicted model, not a curated record. NCBI's taxonomy places the organism in Eukaryota, Metazoa, Cnidaria, Anthozoa, Scleractinia, Pocilloporidae. Gene Ontology annotation, biological process: potassium ion transport; detection of calcium ion.
AUUUCUGCGAGACGCCAUUGCUGACAAACCUUAACAUGGACGCCCAGAAGGAAUCUAGGCUGGUUGGGACUGUUGUUCACUCAAAUGACGAAUCUAACGGAGGACAACGUGGAACUGGAAUGGAACCUCCACCGCCAUACACUCAAGUGCCACAGUAUAGAGAGGAAAACCCACAAGUAAUUCAGAAUCCCACAAUACAACAACAAUGGCCGACUCAACCUGGAUCCAACUUCGCAGGAAGCGCUCAACAGGGUCAACAGCAACCGUCCUAUUCCCAACAGCCGGGUGCAUUUCAUCUGUACAAUACUGGGUAUCCCAGACAAUAUUAUCCUGGUCCUAAUGUCGUCAGUGGAGAAGUUAAUCAUCGUCGGCAGCAGGAGAUAACGAUCCAACAAGGGAUCGCCAACACGGUGGUCAUCAGUCGUAGGUACCCUCGGCGAAGCUGUGCCUACCGUCUCACCCGGCUCGGCGUUUCGUUCUUUCUGGUAGGUUUGGUAUUACUUAUUGUGCUUGGUGUCCUUAUCGUCCAUCCCACCAUGAACGACAUGAAGCUGAAGAAAGCCGUGUGCACUGUCACCUCUAGUGAAAUGACAGGAGAGGAUAAAAGUUGUAGUUGUGGUCGGUACUGUUCUUCGUCUUACCCUUGUCUCGAGAUAAGAGUGGGCUACCACGCUAGCGGUGAGGAACACAUUGCUUAUCUGUAUGAAAAUGUUUACGACAGCAAAAACAAGUGUAGCACUCAGCCAUGUAAUACUUAUGGAAAUGUCGAAAGUGUAUCAAGCUUCGAAAACAAGUAUGGCCGAGUUCAUGAUACUUACACCUGUUUCUAUAAUCAAAAGAAACUUGAUGAGGUGUUUUUAACAAGAUCUUCAGUGAAAAGUGAUAAGAUGAAGAUUUUGCAUUGCAUUUUGUGGCCGAUGCUCAUCAUUGCAAUGAGUGUUGGCCUCCUUGGUACUCUGUUUUGCCGAUCCAAGGGCCACUGCUGCUUUAAGAAGACAAAUGGUUCCUCUGUUCCCUACCAAGGCCUACAGCCGACAGCUUGAGGCCAUGACAAGUCAGAAGUGAGUAUAUGGAAGUGCUUUUUGAUUGGGUGGCAAAACAAAAAAUGGAAGUGACUGCAAAGUGAAAACUUUAGAUAAAGAUAAUUAAUUUAACCAGUUGCCCAAUUUAUUAGUUUAGUACAUAGAACAAAUAGUUUGAACCAGUCAUGGUGGGUUGUUGCUCAAAAACAGAGCAUUUCCAGAUUACCAUUGAAGCCCUCUUGAGAAAUUGCUUCAUGGCUGAGUUUGCAUAAUCCCUUAACUCCCUAGAUCUGAUUUGUAAUCUUCCCUCUAACUGCUACACAUUUCCUUAUAAACUAGUAAAGAGAAUUUCUUGUUGGAUCAAGAUGAAAACUUCAACCCGAUAAGUUUGAGUAUUCUCAUUACCUGUUUGCUGGAUGAUGUGUAAAUAUAAUAGAGAGAAGUUACAUGCUAAUCACUUCUGGGUGUUAAAGGGUUAAGCUUUCAAUAACACAUUAAUUGUUUUAGGUUAGAUCAGCUUGACAUUUUUUAAGGAUUUCUUUUUCUUUAAACACUUUAUUUGCAGCUCACUUGGGAAAUCAUUUCAUUACUUGUGCUAAUAAAUGAUAGAGCCCUGCAAACUUAACCCCUUUAACUCCCACUGUCUGCCAUAUAGUUCUUGUGAUGUUAGUUUGGAGAAUUUGAUAUUAGAUCAACUUAUAAUUCUCCAAUUAAUAUUUUUCUUUAUUUUCAUCACUUGUCUACUUGAUUUUGUAUUGAUAUUGUAAGGAGAAAUUCUGUCUUGGUCACUCAUGGGAGUUAAAGGGUUAACUACUAAGGGAAAUAAAAAAUAUUUUUACCCUUUAACCUUGAAAAUUGACUGGUAGUUUACUUCUCUUUACAAUGUCACCCCCGAAUCAAGCAUUAAGUUUACAUGGAUAAAGGAAGUGAUCAUCAACUUGAGAAGCUCUUGAUUGUUAAAACAAAUUCUCCUCAGCAGCUCCUUAGAAAAAUUUUUAGAAAACAGUAUGGAGAAGAUGCAAACUGAUGUUAAGGUGUAAAGAGUUCAUGUAACAGGAGUCAAUGAGGCUUAUGUUAGAUUAGUGAAAAUCCUCAGGAAACUCUAGUAGCUUUGAGUGACUGUUUCCAAGAUUUCCAUACUCAAGUUUGGUCUUUUCUCGUGUAUCCAUGUAACUUUGAAUAUUAAUCACAUUUUUUUAACGAUACUUUAAAAAUGCCUUUUACUUUGUUGUGUGGUUGAAUUUUUCUGUAUUCUGCAUGAUAUAAAGAUGCAGACUCCUGGUUCACUUGAAUAUUAUCACCAGGAAAGGCAUUAUUUAUUGCAUUAAGACGUUACAUAAACUUGUACUAUGUGACUAAAAAUAAGGUACUUAGUUGUUUCUGAAGAUGCUGUGAUUGUUAAAUAGCAUGCAUAGAUACAGUGAUAGCAUAUAUAAUUGCCAAGACCAUAAUGAUGUGCAAAGAGGGUAAGUUUCUAAAGAAACUGUGAUUCUGUGUCAAUGGGGAUACACUAAAAUAAUUUGCUUUUAUUUAAAAUUUGUGUAUCAUAAUGUAAGUUGUUUGCCACUGUAAAGAGUCCCAAAAGCUGAAGUUUCAAGGGGGAAGCCCUUUGUCAGGUGUAGGAAUUGACUGACACAGCUAAAACACUUAGCAGUGUCAUAUUAGCACAGGAAAGAUAAAUCAAUAUUACAUGGUUACCUAAAGAGUGAUGUCUCUAUAAUAUGUAAUGCUUCAUUUGAAGGUACUGCCAAGUAAGUCUGGCAUUCUCAAGGUAAUCCUUAAGUAAACUCUCCAUACUUGAGUUGGGAGGAGCAUUUGUAGCAGAAUACACUGUGUGUCCCAUAAGGUAAGAAAAAAAAACAUAUGGCACUGGCUUGUGCCUCUUAUUACAUGUAACUAGGGACGCUACCUUAAUUAGAGGUGCUAACAUCUGUCACGAAAAGCAACAAAACAAAAUAUAUAGAGAGUGAAGGGUGGAGUGUUGAAAGGAAUUUCAUAGACUGGACUUUACUUUUUUCUGAAAAUGGAAAGUCAAAGUUCACCUUUCUGGAGCAUUUGCUUGGGAUUUGCGUGCUUUGCCUGUUUUUGAUAACAACAUAACUACCGGUAGGUUUGUUCUCUCGUAUGAUUGAAUGCAAUAUUCAGUACUUCCUGCAUUUUGAAUACAUUUAAUCUGAGCAGGAGUAAGAAAACUGAUUCUUCCUGAUAGGAGACAGACUAUUAGACCUCUUGUGACAACUGAAAAUCAACCUAAGAAAGUGUUGAAAUGUUAGUUCUUAUUUGGCUUGGGCUAGAAUAUAUCUGUCUAGACCUGUUUUGGGAGUUUUGUUAUUUUGUAUUUCUAUUUUAUUGGAGUAAAUAUAAGCUAUAUUGGACUCAGAUAGUGUUUGUGUACUUGAAUUCCUCAAAGGAAAACUUUCAUAGAUUUAUUGUACCAACAGUUACAUACAUUUGGGAUUGUUUUAGCUUUGAAAAAUCAAAGGAAAACCUGUAGACAUAAAGGAAUUAGCUUCAACAGUAAUAAAUUUGUCUUCUUGUAAAGAAA